AUUUGUAAAUGUUGCUUAUUGUAUUCUUAUUUGCUUAACUGAUAAUAUUGUUAUCGCGUCAACGUUGAACUAUAACCUUGUUCGUACAAACAUCAUUAAGACGUGGAGAAGUUAAAGUGUUGUGGAACUAUUUUUCUGAGACAGUUUAGACAAUUCUCAGUCUUCAAAAUGAGUCAAAGUCAAGAUCAAGAGAAGUCCCAGGUCCGCAACAAGGUGACGAAGACCAUAGUUUCUUCACCGCAAAUAUACAAGCCCGUUGGACCUUACAGCCAGGCGAUCCUUGUAGACAACAAGACGCUGUACGUGUCAGGUACACUGGGCAUGGACCCCCAGGGCCAGCUCGUGGGCGGCGGCGCCGAGGCGCAAGCGAGGCAGGUGCUCACCAACAUGAAGCACGUGCUGGAGGCCGGCGGCGCUUCGCUAGAGUCCGUCAUCAAAACCACCAUCCUGCUGCAAGACAUGGCGGACUUCCAGGCUGUCAAUCAGGUCUACUCAGAGUUUUUCACCAAAGACCACCCAGCGCGUGCGACGUUCCAGGUGGCCAAGCUGCCGGCGGGCGCAGCCGUCGAGAUCGAGGCAAUCGCGCUCAGUGGCGACCUCGUCGUGGCCGAGGCGGGCCCGUGCCCAUGCACAAAAGAAUGACUAGCCGGAGACCAAAAGAUUACGUCCAAAAUAUAAAUACUUAUACCUUGUUCUCACUUUAAUAUAUUCACAAGUUUUGAGCUUU
Leguminivora glycinivorella is the source of this 727-nucleotide messenger RNA. RefSeq names its product 2-iminobutanoate/2-iminopropanoate deaminase-like (gene UK114). The coding region runs from base 169 to 642 and encodes 157 amino acids. The record is from RefSeq and is a predicted model, not a curated record. Gene Ontology annotation, cellular component: cytosol. NCBI's taxonomy places the organism in Eukaryota, Metazoa, Arthropoda, Insecta, Lepidoptera, Tortricidae. The transcript has 3 exons. Gene Ontology annotation, molecular function: deaminase activity.